AUGAAAAAUGUAGGCUACAUUUUAUUGGUAUUUAUUUCACUUGCCGCCGAUCGUGCGGGCUCCAUUGCCGUGCGAGAUAAGAGUCCAUGUGCAGCCCCUACCUCGGCGUUCCGACUGACGCCGCUGCUCUUCAUCGCUGGGCACAGAAGAACGCCUGAAGCUUGCUACACAUGUAGGUCACAACGUUUACCCAUCCAGCUUCACGGCAGCCGCCGAGCUCGGCGGCUCCGCAUACGAGCGCUAAACCCGGAGAAGGCUGAGCUACAUCCCAAGUCGCUCAGCGGCGUUGAGCCAUCGAUUAGCACAGAACGAGUCGAUGAGCUUAAGCGAAAGGGUGUCAUUGAAGGUGAAAGCCAUACGUGGCGAAAUUGGCAUGUAGUCACCCAGGGGGAAUGGCCGGACAUCGGCCAAUCGGUAAUGCCCAAGUCGGAACCGAACCCGGCGAUAACUGAGCCGUACGCUCUGCGCAAGCCGCUGGAGUACUGGGGUUUUUUGCGCGGCGUGGACACCAACAUCACCUCCUAUCCGCUGGUUUGGGAGUUCUACAACGACACUUACGGCAAGGUUGACGUGGCUCCCUAUGGCGGCAGCAACCCUCUGUACACCCCGUCGAUGUUCCAGCCGACGUGGUUUAUGGAGGAGGACCGCGGUGGCUUGGGCUACAAUGACAGCAGGAUCUUCGGCGGCUGGAUCGGCCUGGACCUCGACUCACCUACGAAGGUGAAAACCGCUAGCGAGCUCAUCUCCAUCCCCGACACCGGCCGGCUGUAUCAAAAGUUUUACCUCGGGCCGUAUCCAAUCACGAUGGGUUGGACUGUAGGCUCACUUCUAAAGGUUUUGAGCCUGUCUCGUAGCCCUGGACACGGCGUUGUUGCCGUGAAAAUCCACAACAUGCGGGAGGACACCACUAUCCCUGGCGUAGUGGACGACCUGCUGAACAUCGCACUAAAUUUAAAUGGGGUGGCUUUGGAGACGCUAAAACCGGGGGAGGAGGCGCGUGUGCGCAUGCUGAUCCGUGGUCCUGCCAUGGUGUGCGCCGGCAGUCUCGAAUGGCCGUCGUUUGUGCGUGUCGCAUCGCCCGACACGUACAUUGCAAAGAUAGAAGAGGGAGGCGAACUUGACAUAGAGCUGAAGAUUGAAUGGGGGAGGGGGGUCUGGCUUGCUGACGAUAAAGGUCUGUACCGUCAGGAAGAGGGUGCAGACGGAGUCUGCAUGAAGCGUCGUUGGAUAAAGGAGGUCCAAGAGGAAGGAUUCUACCCUAUGACCACGUUCUUCGGCGGGUGCCGCAUGGUCCGAUUGGCGGUGCACAAAUUGCUCGGCCAACGCUGGGACAUCAUCUCCAACUCGUGCCCCGACCCACGCGAGCAACUUGUUGUCGAGGUGUGGACGGACCGUUCUACCACGCCCAAGGCAGUGCUGGAGUUCGGCUUGCUGGAGAGCCUUGCAUGGCUGCGUGAGCUCAAGAGACAGCUGUCGCAGGAUGUGGAUUUCGACGGGGAGGACGAGCAGCUGCGUGACACGUGGGAGAAGAUCGACAAGUAUCAGGCCCUUCAGCACCGGCAGGACUUGAUGGGCGGCCCUCCAGUCUACAAUUUGCAUGAGUUGAACCUGUACCCUCCGGUGAAGGAAUCCGACUGCGAGUACAUUGGUACCCCCGACGACGUGAAGGAGAUACCGCAGGCGCCGUACUCACUACCGAAGAUCCCGCCUGCUCGACCGCAGAAAGAUGCGCUUGAGUGGCUAGCAGACGAGCUGCAGGUGGAGGAAUAUACUGAUCCUUCUCCCAUCAACGCACGGAACUUCGAGAAAUUCACUACCCAACCCGAGGAUCCCGCUGCUGCCGUUGACGUAUCCGUGCUGCCAGUCCCCCCCGAAGUGAUUGCAUCGCUACGUAUGUGCGGAUUUAACAAGGUAGGGGACAUGGUUUCGCUGUCGUCUUCGGAGCUGGAGCGUUACCCCGGCGUCUCUCCCGAGGAUGCCGAGAGCAUUGUGAAGUUCAUCAGGACGAACCUUAAACUCCAGGCUCCGUGA
Babesia ovata is the source of this 2031-nucleotide messenger RNA. Its product is annotated as DNA-directed RNA alpha subunit. The transcript is spliced from 6 exons. Gene Ontology annotation, biological process: DNA-templated transcription. NCBI's taxonomy places the organism in Eukaryota, Apicomplexa, Aconoidasida, Piroplasmida, Babesiidae. The record is from RefSeq and is a predicted model, not a curated record. Gene Ontology annotation, molecular function: protein dimerization activity; DNA-directed RNA polymerase activity. Bases 1 to 2031 code for a protein of 676 amino acids.